This is a messenger RNA of Abrus precatorius (Indian licorice), 2134 nucleotides long. RefSeq lists its product as uncharacterized. Gene Ontology annotation, molecular function: beta-1,4-mannosylglycoprotein 4-beta-N-acetylglucosaminyltransferase activity. The record is from RefSeq and is a predicted model, not a curated record. The transcript has 2 exons. NCBI's taxonomy places the organism in Eukaryota, Viridiplantae, Streptophyta, Magnoliopsida, Fabales, Fabaceae. Gene Ontology annotation, cellular component: membrane. Gene Ontology annotation, biological process: N-acetylglucosamine metabolic process; protein N-linked glycosylation. The coding region runs from base 382 to 1560 and encodes 392 amino acids.
AAGCAUAUAUGAUAUCUUCAAAUCAAACCGAAGGACGAAUAGAAUGCGCGUGGCGUUUCCGUAGAAGAGGCGUUUUAUGAGUUUUGGGUUAUAUAAAUAAAUUUGGAAGGAAGAGGUAGUGAUUGAAACAAGAGAGCAAAAAGUGGCGUUGAGAACAACAACAUCAACACAAUAGAAUAGAAACUGCCAAAGAGGAAUCCUUCAACGGAACUUCCUCGUUUGGCUUCCAGUGUUCUGUCUGCCACCCAUUACCACAAAACCCUACGCCUUUUCCUUUUUCAUUUCUGCGAAACAACACGAGCCCUUUUUACUUCUCCACUAAGAACAUCACCUCAAGAGGAUUUGGAUCGGAGUAGCCAUCGAUCUGUGCCAACGGAAAAAAUGUGGUGUAUGAUGGGUGAUUCCGGUGGCCAUUACUGUCCUAAGAAGACCGAUGAUUUGUGCGGUGAUGUUUGUGGCCAGGAGUCGAGUCAAGCAUCGGGCAUGUCAAGAGUACGCUGCAUGUUACGUGGGUUGGAUGUAAAAACUUGUAUAUUUCUCUUUGCUGUUGUCCCAAUGUGCAUCUUUGGAAUCUACUUACAUGGACAGAAAAUCUCCUACUUCCUCCGGCCGCUAUGGGAAAAACCACCCAAGCCGUUCCAUGUCAUCCCACAUUACUAUAACGAAAAUGUUUCGAUGGAGAAUAUCUGCAGACUUCAUGGCUGGGGAAUCCGUGAAUACCCGAGACGUGUAUAUGAUGCUGUGCUGUUCAGUAAUGAAUUGGAAAUACUUAACUUGCGCUGGAGAGAAUUGUAUCCCUACAUAACACAGUUUGUGCUCCUCGAGUCAAAUUCCACAUUCACUGGUAGGCCUAAACCUCUGGUUUUCAAGGGCAACCGGGAGCAGUUCAGAUUUGUGGAGUCCCGGUUAACAUAUGGAACCAUUGGUGGGAGAUUUAAGAAAGGAGAAAACCCAUUUAUUGAAGAGGCGUAUCAAAGAGUGGCAUUGGACCAACUCCUGAAGAUAGCUGGUAUUACAGAUGAUGACUUGUUGAUUAUGUCUGAUGUUGAUGAGAUUCCAAGUGCUCACACAAUUAACCUAUUGAGGUGGUGUGAUGACAUACCUUCGAUCCUUCAUCUUCAGCUGAAGAACUAUCUUUAUUCUUUCGAGUUUCUCGUGGAUGAUAACAGCUGGAGAGCUUCCAUUCACAGGUAUCAGAGUGGUAAGACAAGGUAUGCGCAUUACCGCCAGUCUGAUGAGUUGUUGGCAGAUGCUGGUUGGCAUUGUAGCUUUUGCUUUCGCCAUAUCAGUGAUUUUGUCUUUAAGAUGAAAGCCUACAGCCAUAAUGACAGAGUUAGAUUCUCUCAUUAUUUAAAUCCCAAGAGAAUUCAAGAUGUUAUCUGCAAAGGGGCUGAUUUAUUUGAUAUGCUACCAGAGGAAUACACCUUCAAGGAAAUCAUUGGUAAAAUGGGACCAAUACCCCAUUCCUAUUCUGCAGUUCACCUUCCUGCUUAUCUACUGGAAAAUGCACACAAAUAUAAAUUUCUAUUGCCUGGAAAUUGCUUGAGAGAGACCAGAUGAUCCUAGAAAAGUCAUUUAUGAAUUAUGAUACAGUUUUAUUGUGCAGCUUGAGCUAUUCCUCAUGGAGAUUUUAACAGGGGUUUUGAUUGAUGACUGUUGUGACUUGUACUGGUGUUUCAAUGUCCAGUGAGAUAUUCUUUCAGAAUUUCAUUGUGUUAGAAGAAAUUCUUUGAUCCUGGGGGGAAUUCUGUACAUAAUUUAGACUUGAGGACUUUAUUCAAAGGGAACAGUAUCUAUUCUAUUCUGGUGAGCUUUAGAGUAAAUGCUUGUUGUGUUUAUUUUGGAUUAGUGUUGCUGAUCCCCCAGAUACAUUAAGAGUAGUUUAAAGUUCCCAGCCUUUUUCCCUUGUGGGAAUUUUUGUUUUGCAGAUGAAAUUUCUCUUCUUUUCUUCUUUAUAUUCUUCGUUCAUGCUACGUCUCCCCUCAUUUCGUUCUUUAUAUGUUAAGGAUGCUGACUCAUGGUAGAGUGAUAUAUUAAAUUAUAUUAAUCUCUCAAGUUACGAGUCAAUUAAUUUAGAUAUCUUGAAAGGAUUAAAACGCUGUCAUGUGAUAAUUUAAGAAAUUUAAAUGAUAUU